This is a messenger RNA of Hirsutella rhossiliensis, 279 nucleotides long. Its product is annotated as dolichol-phosphate mannosyltransferase subunit 3 (DPM3) domain-containing protein. Gene Ontology annotation, cellular component: endoplasmic reticulum membrane; dolichol-phosphate-mannose synthase complex. The record is from RefSeq and is a predicted model, not a curated record. Lineage: Eukaryota; Fungi; Ascomycota; Sordariomycetes; Hypocreales; Ophiocordycipitaceae. Gene Ontology annotation, biological process: GPI anchor biosynthetic process. The transcript is spliced from 3 exons. Bases 1 to 279 code for a protein of 92 amino acids.
AUGACGCGCGCGCAACAGACCAUCUCCCUCGGCCUCCUCGUUUCUUCCCUCUACCUCGCCCUGUACCUCGAGUUGAUCCCUCUGCCGCCCCUGGUCCAGCAGCAGAUUGUCCCCGUGCUUCCCUUCUGGGCUCUCGUCUCGUUCGGCGCAAUCCUUCUCUUCCGUCUCGGCCUGGGCAUUUUGACCUUCAACGACGUUCCCGCAGCGCACAAGGAGCUGAUGGCGGAAAUCGACAUGGCGAAGGUCGACUUGAGGAAGCUCGGGGUCGACGUCGACUGA